Messenger RNA from Engraulis encrasicolus (European anchovy), 2940 nucleotides. RefSeq names its product whirlin b (gene whrnb). Gene Ontology annotation, cellular component: plasma membrane; stereocilia ankle link complex; stereocilium tip. The record is from RefSeq and is a predicted model, not a curated record. The transcript has 13 exons. Gene Ontology annotation, biological process: sensory perception of sound; auditory receptor cell stereocilium organization. Bases 1 to 2937 code for a protein of 978 amino acids. Gene Ontology annotation, molecular function: protein binding. NCBI's taxonomy places the organism in Eukaryota, Metazoa, Chordata, Actinopteri, Clupeiformes, Engraulidae.
AUGAGCUCGGAUCUGGAGCACAUGUCGUUGAAGUCAACCGGGAACUCGGUGGGCUCGGCUGGUCGCGCGCUGUCGCUGAACGUGAGAAAGCUUCACAACGCUCUAAAUAUUCUUCUUAACGACUACGAGAGAGAACAGUUCAUCCACUGCUUGAACGUGUACCACGCCAAACGAAAUGUUUUCGACCUGGUUCAAACGCUUAAAGUUAUCCUGAACACAACAAGCAAACGGCAGCUGUUGCCUAUGUUACGCAUGGUCAUUCCCCGUUCCGAUCAACUGCUAUUCGAUCAGUACACUUCGGAAGGUCUGUAUUUGAAAUCAGAUUUACUGUCUGCAAGUGGAAACCCUGAAACAUCCGAGGAAACAAAUAAUGCCACCACCCACGCCCGAGUGCCUUCUGCACACUGUCCCUAUCCCACGGAGCAGCCUUCGGUAUCCAGCCACACGUCUCUGCGAGCGUCUUCUGCUAAUUUCAGCACCACGGCGGACGGGACAGCUCCCUGCUUGUCAGACACGGGGAGACUGUUUCUGCCUGAGCUGAACACCGAGAUUCGACAAGUUACUCUAAAGCGCAGCAAAAGCAACGAGGGCUUGGGUUUCAGCAUCCGUGGAGGGUCCGAGCAUGGCGUCGGAAUCUAUGUUUCCCUGGUGGAACCUGGAUCUUUUGCCGAAAGGGAAGGACUUAGGGUUGGCGACCAGAUCCUCACAGUCAAUGACUUGGUAUUCGACAGGGUGACGCACGGAGAGGCGGUGAAGGUGUUGAAGGGCUAUAAGAAGCUGGCCAUGUCCGUCUGCUCCAUGGGCCGCAUCCCUGGAGGCUAUGUGACCAAUCACGUGUACACGUGGGUGGACCCCCAGGGCCGCAGCGUGUCCCCCCCGCCGGAGCUGGUGGAGCAGGCCGGGGGCCCCGCAAGACGAGGGGCCACACCGCUGCCCCCACCCCCACCGGAGAAGAGGGUGACUGUGAAUAUGGAGGACGGCCGGCCCCUGGGGCUAAUGAUCCGCGGCGGUGCCGAAUACGGCCUGGGGAUCUACAUCACUGGAGUGGACAGGGGCUCCGCAGCGGAGUGUGCCGGGCUCAAGGUAGGAGACCAGCUGCUGGAGGUGAAUGGCCGCUGUUUCCGCACGAUGCCCCAUGACGAGGCGGUGCUGGUGCUGCGCUCCUCCCAGCAGCUGCAGGUGGUGGCCAGGGAGGUGGGACGCCUGCCCCACGCACGCACCAUCGUGGACGAGACACGCUGGAUACCCAGCGGACAGAUCGCAGAGACCUCGGCGGCCGGGUUCAGCAUGACUGGGCUCCCUGUGGACAGUGGAGUGGGCGCUGCAGGAAAGCAGAGCUAUGUCCCCGGGCCUCUUCCACAGCUAGAGAGCUGCCAGCGGCUGCUGCUGCGUUCGGGCUCUGUGCUGGAGGAGCAGGCUGUGCUGCUGCUGACGGAGGCCGAGAGGCAGACCAUGGCCUACUACCUGCAGGAGUACCGCGAGGGACACAUCGCCAUACACGCCCUGGCCAUGGCCCUCUUCGAACUCUUCAACACACAUGCCAAGUUCACCAUGCUGUCGGAGGUGCGAGGGCUGGUGGCGGCGCAGGACGUGGAGCGCUUUGACCUGCUGGUGCUGCGGAGGGAGAUGGACCUGUGGAACGCCCAGCACCCCCUCAUGAUCGCCAUGCCCCCCCAGCAGGAGCCCGCAGGAGGAGGACCCCCCGGGGGGGGGCAAUCCUCACACAUCCACCGCCAACAUCACACCCUCGCCGGCUGCUAUGUCAAGAGCGAAACCAAGGUGGACGGUGGUCUUUCUCGAGGGGACCAUGAGAUGUUCAAUAGCUUACCUGACAUUGCACUGGAUGAAGUCCACUCCUCCUCCGAAUCACCCCCCUCCUUCAAGCCGUCGCCUCCUCCUCCCAAGCAGCACGGCAGUCCCAAGGGGGGGCGCUCCACCAAGCGUCCAGCCUCCUCCUCCAAACUCUCCCAGCUCUUCUCCUCCGCCGGCCCCCACGGCCGGAUGCAGCGCGACCGCGGCAGCCACAGCGCUCACAGCCUCCACGCUUCCUCCACCACCAACGUCAACGUCAACGCCAACGCUCUCACGCACCACCACCACCACUCGCCCGUCCUGCCCCGCGUGAGGUUGUCCUCGUCGUCGUCACAGCAGGGUAGCCCGGCCCUCUCCGUCCGCUCCUCGGUCUCCAUGUCUCCCUCGUUCCCGGUGCCCGCCGCCCCCCAUCCCAGCCCGGAGAGGCUGGAGCUCGGUCCUCGGACUGGGCAAGGGACGGGGACUGGGAUGGGGGUGGGGGCGAGUCUCGGACCUGGAGGGUCUGGGGGUCCUCCGUCGUUGCGGACCUCCCCGGUGACCUCCUGCAGCACCCAGACGGAGAGGCUGAACCCGGAGCCGGAGGGGGCGGGGGGAGCGGAGGGGAGGGGGUUGCCACCUCAGGCUAGAGCGGGAGCCACGCUGUCCCAGCUGUCUGACAGUGGCCAGACCCUCAGCGAGGACAGUGGGGUGGACAUCCCAGAGUCGGGGGGCCUGAGUAAGGACAGUAGCCCCAGGCCUGGCAAGCCCCCCUGCGCCGCCACCCCCCAGCCCUCGCCACAACCCUCGGGAGCAGAGAGGGCCGCAGCGCAGCCCUCGCCGACACCGACCAGUAUGUCUGAGCCGUGCCUGGUGCGGGUGGAAAAGAGUGCCACAACGCUGGGCAUAGCCAUUGAAGGGGGUGCCAACACUAGACAACCCAUGCCACGCAUAGUCACCAUCCAGAAGGGGGGCUCUGCGCACCUGGGCGGUCAGCUACGCGUGGGUCAGGUGAUCCUGGAGGUGAACGGCGUGUCGCUGAGGGGCAUGGAGCACAGGGACGCCGCCCGCCUCAUCGCAGAGGCCUUCAAAACCAAAGACAAGGACCACAUCGAUUUCCUCAUCGCUGAGUUUAACAACGCCCUUUAACGG